GGGACAAUUCACCAGAAGCUAUUUUAUUCUGACUAUUUCUUGUUGUUAAAUUCUGAGUAUCUGUUCAUAUUUUUUUUGUUUCUGUUCUGAAUAGUCUUCUAGUAACUUCCUGUUCUUUAAAAGAAGAUUAAGAAGUGUUUAAUAAAAAUGGCAGUUCGAGAGUUUCUCAAAGUUGCUGUUGUAGAAUUCGGGAGUUUAAAAUUAUCUUUAACUUCAGCUGGUGAAGUAGAAUUUCUUGGUUACGAAGGUAGAAUGCUAAAAGCAAUAUUAGAUGCGUUACAUGCAGUACCAGACGUGGUCAUUCCUCUCGAUCUCGAAUGGGGUUCUUUAAAAAAAGACGGCAACUGGACUGGAAUGAUCGGAAUGGUUCACAGAGGUGAAGCAGAUAUUGCAAUGUCUUUGAUUUCACAAUCAUCUGAAAGGAUGAAAGCCGUUGAUUUCAGCAGGACAUACGCAAUCACCGAUACAACUUUUGUAGUGAAAAAACCAGGUAUGAUAUCAAAAGGCUUCGUGUUUCUGCUGCCAUUUUCGCUGAACAUCUGGAUCAUCUGCAUUGCCUUUAUAAUCAUAUAUCCUCUUUUAAUUCGAAUAUUCCUGUCAACUAACUCAUACAUGUAUUUGUGGUUAAAUACAAUGGGAAAUAUUUUAAAGCAGCCCUCAGAAAUCGCACACAAACCAUGGUAUAAUCGAAUCAUACAGGCAACUUGGUUACUCUUUGCAUUUAUGAUAUCUUGCUCUUAUUCUGCAGUCAUGCUAUCCUUUCUAACUUUACCAAUAGAAGGUGAACUAAUAAAAAGCUUCAGGCAAUUAUCUGAGGCUGUUAUCAAUGGCAAAUUUGAUUGCUAUACCAUGAAAGGAACUCUUACUGCUUGGAUGUUAUUAAAUUCUGAAGAUGUACACAUAAAAAAACUCGGUGAGUUAAUCGUCCGAAACGACUGGAUGGCACAGCUAAACCUAAACUCAAGUCUCGUUCUGCCAAAUGGGCAGGCUUUGAAUGCAGGAAGUGCACAGAUAAAUCUCAGAGCAGUUUUGGAGAAAGAUUUUAGACUAAGACCAGAUAUGUACAUUUCGCAAGAUUCGAUGGGAGCAAUGCUUAUAGCAAUAGCUACGAACAAGAACUUCUGCUGUAGAAAAAAAUUGGAUGACAUUUUAUACAGGCUCGUUGAAAGUGAAAAUGUUUUAUUCAAAUAUGCUGCUGAAGCAAGUCCAAAUGUUAGGGCGUAUAUUAAAAAAUAA
Molecule: messenger RNA, 1236 nt
Organism: Parasteatoda tepidariorum (common house spider)
Lineage: Eukaryota; Metazoa; Arthropoda; Arachnida; Araneae; Theridiidae
Product: probable glutamate receptor
Source: RefSeq, a predicted model, not a curated record